AUGCCCCCUCUAUUAGCAAAUGCCGGGGGUAGAAUUGGGGCCGUGCUAUAUACCUCGUACCUUCAGGUUCUUGGGGCCCUAUAUGAACCUGUGGCCCAGGGAGUCAAGCGAGCAUACCCCCCUGCCCAUCCCUUUUAUACAUUUACGGCUGGUUUCGUAGCAGGGGCAGCCCAGUCCAUAGUUGCCGCACCCUUGGACGCCCUUCAAGUUCGUCUUCAAGCACAUGAUAUACUCGGGGGCCAGUACCGGAGUAUGUGGCACUAUGGCUGGCACAAACUGAAGCAAAUUGGUGUCCGUGGUAUCUUUGCGGGUCUAACCUUGUCGUUCCUGCGCGAUGCUUUUGGAUAUGGCGUCUUUUUCUCAUUCUUUGAGUACAUCAAAUCCCAGGCGUAUUAUUCAUUUACCACCGGGUAUUAUGGACAUCAUCAUACUUCUCACGCUGAUGACAAGAAUGCUGCAAAAACCAGCGACCGUGGUGUACCACUCAUCAAACCCCACUACACCUUAGAGCCGUGCUUUCUGAUGUUUGCAGGGGUUGCGGCCUCCAUUGCCCAGCAAGCAAUACAGCAUCCACUUAGCCUCAUACAGAACAUACACGUCGCACGGCUGGAGUACCUUGAUCGCCAGGCGAGUCUCUACCCUUCGAAAAGGCAGAUGUUGCGUCUCUACUACUUCGCUUACCGGGAGACAUAUAAACGAUGCCAAAGGAAGGCCGCGCGAUCGGGAGGCUGGCGUCGUUGGCUAUUCCGCGACUUCACGAAAAGUGCUCUCCGUCAAGUUCCCAGUACCAGUGCCGGUCUGGUGAUAUUUGAACUGGUUCGCCGUAAAUAUGCUAACAUGGCAGAAGCUGUGUACAUUCGCAAGGACGGGUAUGUACUAGGGUACUGGAUCAAGACAACAGGAAAGGGAAGGGCUGCUUUCUGGCCCACCACAACCGCCAACAUUCCUCUAUCAACACCCUCACCUCGCUCUUCGUCAAGUAUCCCGUUGCAGUCCUUACAGCCCCAACCCUCAUCACCCUCCGAUAACUCUGCCAGGGUAUUGGAAUCUGCCAGUGAGAAAGGCAGCCGACGCUCCUCGCUUUCUCCCUCUAUAAAAUCCGAGUUUUCUAACUGGACCGACACCGGGGACCUGGCUGAACAGCUUGCUGAUGCCGAAGACCACCCCCUUCAGGCCCAUCGCAGAAGGUCUCUGGAUCGCGAGGUGCCCGAGCGAGCGAGCUCAAGUGCGCGAGUGAACCAGCAGAAACGUGUACACUACCUGCAUCAUAUCCCUACAAACGACGCUGAAUUUGCAAAAACAUCAAUCGAAAUACCUCGCCCGCCACCCCGGCGCAUCUCUAGGAUCGAACGCAUACUAGCUGUCAUCAUGUCCCCAAACAGUCGGCAGACGGCCCAAGUGCAUGGCUUGGUCGGAAAGCCGUUGCUGGGUGAUCAUUUCAAUGACUACUUCGACCAACCCUCGAGAGCUGCAAUCGGCACUGUGGUCGCCAUAUUGGAAGUUGGGGCCUUCAUUUCAUCUCUACUAGUUGGACGAAUUGGCGACUUGAUAGGACGUCGUAGGACCAUUCUCUAUGGUUCCAUAGUCUUUUUCAUAGGUGGGGCACUGCAGACUUUUGCCACGGACUUGUCCAUGAUGAUGGUCGGCCGUAUAAUUGCUGGUCUGGGAGUUGGAGCUUUGUCCACAAUAGUCCCAGUCUACCAAUCUGAGAUCUCGCCGCCCCACAAUCGAGGGAAGCUGGCGUGUAUUGAGUUUACCGGCAAUAUUUCCGGUUAUGUCGCCAGUGUCUGGGUUGACUACUUUUGUAGUUUUAUCGACAGCGACUACUCAUGGCGUCUUCCACUACUAUGUCAGUGUGUUAUGGGCGCCCUACUUGGUGUAGGAAGCCUAAUAAUAUGUGAAUCACCGAGAUGGCUACUGGACAACGACUACGACGAGGAAGGCAUGGUGGUAAUUGCUAACCUCUAUGGAAAAGGAGACUUGCAUAAUGACAAGGCUAGACAAGAGUAUAGAGAGAUCAAAAUGAACGUGCUUCUCCAGCGGCAAGAAGGGGAAAGAUCCUACACUGAUAUGUUCAGAAGGUACCGCAAGCGAGUAUUGAUAGCAAUGUCAGCCCAGGCCUUGGCCCAGCUGAACGGCAUCAAUGUCAUUUCAUAUUAUGCGCCGCUUGUGUUUGAAUCGGCAGGGUGGGCAGGCCGCGACGCCAUUUUGAUGACAGGUAUUAAUGCGAUCUCUUACCUUUUAUCCACAGUUCCUCCAUGGUAUCUUGUGGACCGCUGGGGAAGACGACCGAUACUACUCUCUGGAGCGGUUGCAAUGAUAAUCUCUCUCUCUUUGAUCUCAUAUUUCAUCUAUAUUGAUGUGGGAGCAACUCCUACCCUGACGGUCAUAUUUGUCAUGAUUUACAAUGCCGCUUUUGGUGCCUCGUGGGGACCAAUCCCAUGGCUAUAUCCCCCGGAAAUUCUACCACUGAGCAUUCGAGCUAAGGGUGCUAGUCUCAGCACGGCCUCUAAUUGGGCCUUCAACUGGCUAGUUGGAGAAGUUACGCCUGUUCUUCAAGAUGCUAUCAAGUGGCGUCUCUAUCUUGUCCAUGCCUUUUUCUGUGCCUGUAGCUUUGUCCUCGUUUACUUUCUGUACCCUGAAACUAGUGGCGUCCGCUUGGAAGAUAUGAAUUUACUUUUUGGGGACGCGACGACUGCAGUGCCGACACCAGCUACGCAAGGAGAAAGAGGGUCUCUAAUGGGGACUGGCUCUCCUGUUCCCUCUCUUGAUAUCCGGAGACAGUAUGGUCAACUUGGAGCAGAAAGUGCCAUCCCUGGGCUAGAUAUUGACCCCCCAAAUAUGAACAGCGACGACAACAAUAAGUCGACCAGGCCUGGUUCUCAGACGGGCGGUCAUAGUCCAUCAGAAGGCCCCGGCGAUAAAGUGGAACCCAGCUCCGACAAGGCGCCCGGUGUUUCCGGGUCACGAUUCUUUGAACCGGAGAUCGCGUCCAGUUCUGGGGCUCAAAUCUCCGCUGAUCUGCGGCGCCGAAAUGUUCCACGCGCAGAGAGACCUAGUCCAGUGUCGGAUGGCACCAGAAAAGGCGAUAAGGAGACAAAAUUACAUGGCGACUCUUUCUACUCCGUGCUGGAUCGCUGGGAGCCCUUGAUCGUACCCCUCCUCUUGACUGCUCUGUCAAUCUUCACCCGUAUGUACCGAAUUGGUCGGUCGAAUAUUGUUACCUGGGAUGAAGCGCACUUUGGCAAGUUCGGCUCGCACUAUCUUAAGCGCGAGUUCUAUUUUGACGUCCACCCUCCACUGGGGAAGAUGCUAGUUGGUCUGUCAGGGCUUCUCGCCGGCUACAAUGGAUCCUUUGAGUUCAAAUCGGGCGAAACAUACCCAGAAGAUGUUAACUAUACUUUCAUGCGUGUUUUCAAUGCUGCUUUCGGUGUAGUAUGUGUGCCACUUGCAUACUACACUGCUCGAGAGCUAGGAUUUCGCCGGGCCACUGUUUGGCUGAUCAGCUUGAUGGUGCUAUUCGAAAAUUCAUAUGCGACAAUCUCUAGAUUCAUAUUGUUGGACUCUAUGCUUCUCUGCUUCACGUUCACUACCACAAUGUGCUGGGCAAGGUUUCACAAGUUACAGCAUGCCAGCUUUUCGAUUGAGUGGUUCAUCUGGCUUGCUUUGACCGGGGUAAGCAUUGGCUGUGUCUGUAGCGUGAAAUGGGUUGGUCUGUUCUGCACUUCGAUUGUGGGUCUCUACACGAUCGAGGAUUUAUGGAACAAAUUUGGCGAUCUCAGAAUGCCCGAGACUGUGCUUGCAAAGCACCUUGUGGCUCGCGUCAUUGGAUUGAUCAUCAUACCGGCUCUGGUGUACGUCUUUUCCUUUUAUGCGCAUUUCUUGAUCCUGGAAAACAGCGGACCCGGGGACGCCCAAAUGAGCUCCUUGUUUCAAGCGAACCUUAAGGGCACUGAGGUUGGAAAGGACAGCCCGCUAGAGAUCGCCCUUGGCUCAAGAGUCACGCUCAAGAACAUGGGCUAUGGCGGUGGACUCCUCCACUCACAUGUUCAGACAUACCCGGAGGGUUCAGGCCAACAGCAAGUUACCUGCUAUCACCACAAAGAUGCUAAUAAUGAUUGGUUCAUUUAUCCCAACCGUCAUGAAGCGGAUUAUGACCCCAACACUGCUCUACGAUUCAUUGGCGACGGCGACCAUAUCCGACUUAUCCAUGGACAGACUGGCCGAAACCUCCAUUCCCACGCUAUCCCUGCCCCUAUAACCAAGUCCCAAUAUGAAGUCUCUUCCUAUGGCAAUAUAACCAUAGGUGAUGACAAGGAUCAUUGGGCAGUCGAGGUUGUUGACGAUGUAGCUUCAAAGGACAGAAGCAGGAUUCGGACACUUACAACCGCGUUCCGCUUACGGCACCCCGUCCUAGGUUGCUAUUUACGAGCCGGCAAUGUGAAUCUACCGCAAUGGGGCUUCAAGCAGAUAGAAACAACAUGUGUCAAGGAAAACAAGCCUGGUGAUGUUUACACCCACUGGAAUGUUGAAUCUCACUUCAACGAGCGGCUGCCCCCUGGUGAUCCAGGCUCCUACAAAUCUCCCUUCCUGAAGGAUUUCAUUCAUCUAAACGUUGCCAUGAUGACCUCAAACAAUGCCCUGGUUCCUGAUCCGGAUAAGCAGGAUGAUCUUGCCUCCAAGUUUUGGCAGUGGCCCAUACUCAAUGUCGGCCUCCGCAUGUGUUCUUGGGACGACAACACCAUCAAAUACUAUCUUCUUGGUAAUCCGUUUAUCUACUGGGGCAGCACCUUCAGUCUCGGAUUUUUCGGGCUCUUGAUCCUUUGGUACCUGGUGCGUUGGCAACGAGGUUAUAAUGAACUCACCCAGGCGGACAUCGACCACAUCCACUACUCCGGCCUCUACCCAGUCAUUGGAUGGGUUCUCCACUAUUUGCCUUUUGUUAUCAUGGCGCGGGUCACAUAUGUCCACCACUAUUACCCAGCUCUGUACUACGCCAUUCUUACUUUUGGGUUCUGUGUCGACUGGCUCACCCAAAAGAUGAACAGCAAAAUCUGUGGUGUGAUAUAUGCCUGCUUGUAUACCAUAAUCGUUGCGAUGUUUGUUUAUUUCAGGGUUAUUGUGUUUGGCAUCGAAGGGCCCAGUCAAGAGUGGGAUCAUCUGAACUGGCUUAGUGGCUGGCGGAUCGCAAAUUAA
Molecule: messenger RNA, 5196 nt
Organism: Aspergillus affinis
Lineage: Eukaryota; Fungi; Ascomycota; Eurotiomycetes; Eurotiales; Aspergillaceae
Exons: 14
Coding region: 1-5196 (1731 amino acids)
Biological process (GO): protein O-linked glycosylation via mannose; transmembrane transport
Cellular component (GO): endoplasmic reticulum; membrane
Molecular function (GO): dolichyl-phosphate-mannose-protein mannosyltransferase activity; transmembrane transporter activity
Source: RefSeq, a predicted model, not a curated record